AUGUCUAUUCGGGUCAAAGACUAAUUGCUUUCACCUUAAUUUAAAGAAAUAGAACAAGAAUUGUCAACACAAGAAUGUCGAAAAUUCUCAACUAUUUCAGCUGUUGAAUUUAAUACUCCUGAAACCAAGUAUAGAUCUACAAUUGGACCUAAUAAGAUGGAUAUAUCAAAAGACACAAACUAAAUGCACUAUAGAAAUAGAACGGCUAAAUUUGAGGAUGAACAAUAUAAACUUUAUGAAGAGAUCAAAGCUUUAUUUUUGAAAAGAUAAUCCUUAAACCCAGCACUUUUCGAACCCAAAAUUUUAUUGAAGACUGAAAAUAAUCCAAAGAGAAUUAUGUAUAUUUUAUUAUCUUAAUUUAUUAAUUUUAGCAUUAAAAGAAACCAUGUCGCUCAAUCAGAAUCUAAUUUUUCUGAUUAAGUUAUUAUUGACAAAAUUUAUCUUGCUAAUCAAUAGAGCUUAAAAAAUUUAUUCACAUAUCAAUUUUGA
Messenger RNA from Paramecium octaurelia, 489 nucleotides. The record is from the annotation of a GenBank genome assembly. NCBI's taxonomy places the organism in Eukaryota, Ciliophora, Oligohymenophorea, Peniculida, Parameciidae.